Molecule: messenger RNA, 1720 nt
Organism: Eucalyptus grandis
Lineage: Eukaryota; Viridiplantae; Streptophyta; Magnoliopsida; Myrtales; Myrtaceae
Product: putative BPI/LBP family protein At1g04970
Exons: 8
Coding region: 1-1185 (394 amino acids)
Molecular function (GO): lipid binding
Source: RefSeq, a predicted model, not a curated record
AUGGCGAUCGCUGCCCUUGCUGAUGGUGAUGGAGAAGGAUUAGAUGGAUUAAUAGAUGAAAGAAGGGAGGUGCUCGAGGUCUCAUCCCUCUUGUUCUUCUUCUCGUUCGUUGUUCUUCCACUUCUUUUGAGUCCCGUGAGUACCCAGGUCCGUGCUGAUGAAGAAGGCUUCAUUUCUAUACUCGUGUCCGACAAGGGUCUUGAUUUUGCUAAAGACUUGCUCGUUCACAGAGCGGUCCACUCAAUCAUCCCGCUUCAGCUGCCACAAAUUGAGAGAUAUGUGAAAAUCCCACUUGUGGGCAGGGUUCAUGUCGUUCUUUCAAACAUCAGUAUCGAUGGGGUUGAGAUAGAUUCUUCAUACGUCAAGACUGGUGAAGGGGGUAUUGUGCUAAUAGCUUCCGGCGCUACUGCGAAUUUGAGCAUGAAUUGGCAGUAUUCUUAUAGUACGUGGCUGGUCCCUAUACCGAUAUCUGAUGAAGGUAGUGCUUUUGUGCAGGUUAAAGAUAUGGAAGUGGGGCUUACCUUGGACUUGAAGGAUCUAGGUGGUACUCUAAAGCUAUCUGUCCAAGAAUGUGGAUGCUAUGGUAGUGGGUGCUUUCCAAGGAAAAUAGUGUCAGCAGUUGAGGAAGCCAUUCCCCAGAAGAUUACAGAAGAAAUACUGAAGCUAGAUGCCUUACUGCAAGAUCUUCCAAACAAAAUUCCAGUUGGUGAUGUUGCUUCUCUGAAUGUUACUUUCGUGAGUGAUCCAGUGUUGAGUAGUUCUUCCAUUGACUUCGAGGUCAAUGGGCUAUUCACAGCAGAAGACCAGAUCUUUGCAUCCAAAUAUCCUCACAGACCUCAAACCACUUCAGUUACCUGCAGUGGUGCAAAUGAAAUGAUAAAGAUUUUCUUACAUGAAAAUGUACUUAAUUCAGCAUCGCUUGUUUACUUCAAUGCGGAUUAUAUGCACUGGCUUGUGGACAAGAUACCAGAUCAAGCUCUACUGAACACUGCUGGAUGGAAGUACAUCGUGCCUCAAUUAUACAAGCUGUAUCCAAAUGACGACAUGGACCUUAACAUAUCUGUAACUGCUCCACCUCUCGUAAAAAUUACUAAACAGGGAUUGGUGCUACCAUUUACACAGAUGUUAUCAUUAAUGUUCUGGAUACCGGUGAAGUCAUACCAGUUGCCUGCAUUUCACUGGUAAUUAAUGCUUCGGGUUCGGCACAUAUACUGCGGAAUAAUUUGGCUGGGAGCAUUAGAGUGGAGCACCUCUCUGCCUUUUUGAAGUGGAGCAAUAUUGGCAAUCUCCACAUGCUUCUGGUUCAGACGGUUAUGUCGACAGUCAUCAAAACCGUGGUUGUUCCCUACGUGAACCUACACCUUAUGAGUGGAUUCCCACUGCCACUUCCUCAUGGAUUUGCACUUGGAAAAGCAAGAAUCCGGUACGCUGAUUCGGGCAUCCUGAUCUGCAGCAACGUGAGCUACAAGACGUCUGUUUUGAUUUAGUUGUAGCAGCUAUUUCUUGAAGCGUGCAAAUAUGGCCAUGUACAGUUGGGAAAAUAUAUGUAAAGAUUGGUAUAGCCUUGUAUAGUAGAAAAAGCCCAAAAUUUCCUGUGCAAUAAGUCACUAGGUACUUAUAUUUCCUCAUCUCUUGUCCUUGUAUCAUGAUACAUUUUUCGUCUGGAAUUCCUCAGAUACUGUAUCUUUAAGUUGCUUAUGGCAUGGAAACGAAUCAAAAC